AUGGCAGGCCGUCACGCGCUGGUGGCCGCCAGCCUCCUAGGCGUGGCGGCAGGCAUCGCUACGGUGACUGUGAAGGACACAGGAAGCAGGUCAAUUGUCAAGGAUGUGGACGGCAACGUUACGCACAGCCUGAUAAUUUGCAACGCCUACGCCAACCCGAAGGCCCUGGAGGUGUACUCGCUCACCAAGCAGAUGAAGCUGACCGUGGAGCCCCUGGCGUACAAGGGGUGCCGCGAGAUGUCGCUCGAUCUGGAGGAGGGCGAGCGCCUAGACUUCAAGGCUGGCGGCCUCAGCGUCGGCACUUUCCACUGUACGGGCCUGCCGAGGACGUCCGCGAAGCUGCUGUUGGUCCCGCACCGCCACAGCAUCAGCGCCCUGGCGGCGUCCUUCGCCUCGCACGCCUACUCGGAUUCGCCUGGCUCCGCGCAGCUUGCGGUGGUCGACGCGUACUCCGGCAGCGCGGCGGGCGGCGUGCAGAUCCACCAGGGCAGGAAGAGGAGCAAGGGCGGCGAGGAGGUGCUCAAGCCGGGCACGGUCGUGGCGCUCACCUCCGGCGAGUACCAGGUCGAAUUGGCGGACGGUGAGGACAAGGCGCUCAUCACUGUGCCAGUCACCGUUGGCGCUGAGACCAAGCACGUGGCCUUGCGAGUCGGCGUGGAGGGCAGCUACUCCCAGGAACUGGUCGUGUUUCCGAAUGCGAAGGCGGCCAUCAUCCACAGUGGUUCGACCAGG
Prorocentrum cordatum is the source of this 732-nucleotide messenger RNA. The record is from the annotation of a GenBank genome assembly. Lineage: Eukaryota; Dinophyceae; Prorocentrales; Prorocentraceae.